Messenger RNA from Neogale vison (American mink), 2489 nucleotides. It is a transcript of the gene SNIP1, whose product is annotated as Smad nuclear interacting protein 1. Bases 38 to 1231 code for a protein of 397 amino acids. NCBI's taxonomy places the organism in Eukaryota, Metazoa, Chordata, Mammalia, Carnivora, Mustelidae. Gene Ontology annotation, cellular component: nucleus. The transcript is spliced from 4 exons. Gene Ontology annotation, molecular function: mRNA binding; protein binding. The record is from RefSeq and is a predicted model, not a curated record. Gene Ontology annotation, biological process: miRNA processing.
CGGACCUGUGUUUCCUUCGCUUGGCUCGUAUCUCAGCAUGAAGGAGGUAAAGAGCGAGCGGGAGCGGGGGAGCCGGCGGAGGCACCGCGACGGGGACGUGGUGGCGGCGGCGGUGGUGGUAAAGGUGAAGCAGGAGCGCCUCAGCCCGGAAGCCGCGCCUCCCGCCCACCGCCGCCCAGAUUCCUCCGGGGGUAGCGCGUCCCCGCCAGCCGGCGACCCGGGCCGCACUGGUCACCGCGGGAACCGAGCCCGAGGAGGUAGCCGGUCCCCAGCCAAAAAGAAAAACAAGUCCUCAGGGAGAAGAAGCAAGUCUCCUCGGAGUAAGAGAAGCCGAAGCCCUCACCACUCAACGGUCAAAGUGAAGCAGGAACGUGAGGAUCAUACCCGGAGAGGACGGGAGGAACGGCAGCACCGGGAAUCAUCAGGCCAGGAACACAGGCGAGCUAGAAACAGUGACCGCGACAGACACCGGGGCCAUUCUCACCAGAGGAGAAGCUCUAAUGAGAGGCCCGGGAGUGGGCAGGCUCAGGGACGGGACCGAGAUGUUCAGAAUCUACAGGCUCAGGACAUAGAGCGGGAGUUUUACAACGCCCGAAGACGGGAGAAUCGCCAGAAGAAUGAAGUUAGCGCUAGUGGUAAUGAGUCUCAGGGGUCGGUUCCCCGACCUGGGGGCAACAAUAAAGACAAAGAGCCACCCGCUAAAGAAAAGCCAAGCUUUGAACUCUCCGGGGCACUUCUUGAGGACACCAACACCUUCCGGGGUGUCGUCAUUAAGUAUAGUGAGCCCCCAGAAGCACGUAUCCCCAAGAAACGAUGGCGCCUCUACCCCUUUAAAAAUGACGAGGUGCUUCCUGUCAUGUACAUCCAUCGGCAGAGCGCCUACCUGUUAGGCCGGCACCGCCGCAUAGCGGACAUCCCGAUUGAUCAUCCCUCCUGCUCAAAGCAGCACGCCGUCUUUCAGUAUCGGCUUGUGGAAUAUACCCGUGCUGAUGGGACAGUUGGCCGAAGGGUGAAGCCCUACAUCAUUGACCUUGGCUCAGGCAAUGGAACAUUCUUGAACAACAAGCGCAUUGAGCCACAGAGAUACUAUGAACUAAAGGAAAAGGAUGUACUUAAAUUUGGGUUCAGCAGCAGAGAGUAUGUCCUGCUUCACGAGUCCUCUGACACCUCUGAAGUAGACAGGAAAGAAGAUGAGGAUGAUGAGGAGGAGGAGGAAGUAUCUGACAGCUAGCAAACUCGGAAGCAGCCCAAACUCUCGAGAGACCUUUUCUUUUUUAAAGGUUUUGGGAUUGAGUCAGAGAGCACCACGGUGCUCUCUGUUAAUGCCUCUUAUUGCCUUAAGUCUUUGCUCUGUUGCUGACCACCUUAUGUUAUAGCAUAAGAAAACUGACUUCUGUUUGGUUGAACUUUUUUCUGUGGCACAUCAGCCCCUUGCCUGUGGGCAUUUGUUUUCAGAACAGUCUCACCAACACAUCGUGUUGCAGUAGAAGCAUCGUGGCUGUCCUUGGUGCUUUCAGAACUGCUUCCUAGGAAACUACAGACCCUUGGCUCAAGGGGAAUCGUGGCUUGUUCUCGUUGUACAGUUACUUUAUUUAUAUAGGUGUUAAGCUUUGUGGACUGGGUUUGUUUUUGUUUUUUUGUUUUUGGGGCAAACCCCGAUACAGAGAAUCUUAACUAAGCUUUGGUUGUCACCAAAACAGCCUCCAUUAUAUACCAAAGCUUUGACCUGGUUGAGCUCUUGAGUCACAGAAGUUGAUUUUGCACUUCAUUUUUGGGGGGUAGGAACUUACCACAUGACCUCAUUAUUAACUCUUGGACUUAAACAGAUGCUUUAUGGGACGUGUUGAAGCUGCAGCUGGGCAGGAGGAUCCUGGCUCCUGCCAGUGGGUGCUGAUCUAACGUCGAGAGGUUGAAAUGGGUCAUGGAUCGGUUUCCUGUGAGAGAAUUCCGAUUUCUCCAUAAAGCAUGUACAUAACCAUUUUGAUCAUCGUAUCUGUUCACUUUUGCAUUUUUAUUCAAAUGUUCUCUCUUUCCUUAUUUGCAAAACAGUGUCGUUCAUGUAGCACGGUCCUUGCUUUAUUCUAACAACGUAUGUAUAUGUGUAAAGGAGGUUGUAUAGUUGACACGUUUCAUCUUUUUAGAAAAUGUUCAGAGAGGUUGUAUUUACUUUCCCAAGGCCGGGAAGCAAGGGAGUUGCCCUGUUUCCUAAUUUUCCACAGAGGAAUAUGUGUAAGUAGCAGAGUCGUAACUACUUACAUACACUGUGUGUGUGUGUGUGUGUGUGUGUGGUGUGUGUGGGGGUGUGUGUGUGUGUGUAUACAUAAAAGUGUGAAUGAAAGAGCUGCAUACUGAUUUUCAUAUGAGAAUGUUUUGUGAUGUAAAUGUGAUACUACAUUAUAGGCGAAGGCCUCCCUGCAUUUGAAUAGCAGGUUUUCAUUUAUAUGUAUUUUUGGGAUAAAAAAAUAAUAAAAUUUGUAAAUAUAGCCCCA